CCCUCUGCCACUGUCACCCCCAAACUCUCCCCGUGCCUCUGCUCGACGACACACUCAGUCACGCGCCUCAACGAACCAAGCAACCAUCUCCAAGGCAGCAAGAUCGACGACAUGGGCUUCCCCGUCGGGUACUCCGAGCUGCUCCUCCCGCGGCUGCUCCUCCAGGUGCUUCUCCUCCUUGGUCAGCUCCACCGCUUCCUCCUCUGGGCCUUCCAAGCCGUCGGCCUGGGCGACCUCAUCGACCUCGGCAACCCGCCCAUGACGACGACGGCCCAGGACCAGGAGGCCCAAUGGCACGCGCACGCUUCGCUGCAGCACCGGCGGCCGGACUUCCGCGCGCUGCCGCGGAUGGACAUCAUCAUCGAGGAGGCGCUGCCCGUGCUGCGGUUCGACGAGCUGCUGGCCUCCUCCUCCUCGCCGCCGUGCUGCGACGACGACUGCGCCGUCUGCCUCAGCGGCAUCGCCGGGGAAGACGAGGUGCGGCGGCUCCCCAACUGCCGCCACGUCUUCCACCGGGGCUGCAUCGACCGCUGGAUGGCGCACGACCAGCGCACCUGCCCGCUCUGCCGCGCCCCGCUCAUCCGCGACGACGGCGCGCUCUGGGCCACCUCGGCCGGCCUGCCUGACGCCUCCGACUACGACCUCUACUCCUACCCUUCCCCGCUGCCGCUGGCGCCCACCCCGACCCUGCUGCGGCCGCACGAGCUGCUGCUCAACGGCCUGGGCGGCUUCCAGUGAAGCCCCAAUCCGCCUGAUUCGUCACCGGCCAGAAGUCAGAUGCGUGACCGCCCCCCCCCCCCCCCCCCCCCCCCCAAAAAAAAAUUGGUCAACUACCUCAGCUCACACGGUCGGGUCCGUCUCCGGUCUCGCUUGGUGGAAACCAGCGGCCGGCGGAGAAGAGCGCGUCGACCCUGUGCAUAGGCGCCAGUGAAAGAAUAGAAAAAAAAGGACAACUAGUAGUAGUAGGAAAUAUUAGAUUGCCGCUAUCUAUGUAGGCCGAUCCCAUCUUCCAAGCCUGUGGAGUUGUGGAUCUUUUUUGCAGAUUAAUCUUGUUGAGCAAAUAUAUGGAUCUCGUGCUUUGCUACA
Messenger RNA from Brachypodium distachyon (stiff brome), 1086 nucleotides. RefSeq names its product E3 ubiquitin-protein ligase RHA1B. Bases 112 to 738 code for a protein of 208 amino acids. The record is from RefSeq and is a predicted model, not a curated record. NCBI's taxonomy places the organism in Eukaryota, Viridiplantae, Streptophyta, Magnoliopsida, Poales, Poaceae. Gene Ontology annotation, biological process: protein ubiquitination. Gene Ontology annotation, molecular function: ubiquitin protein ligase activity; zinc ion binding. The transcript has a single exon.